Messenger RNA from Peniophora sp. CBMAI 1063, 1602 nucleotides. NCBI's taxonomy places the organism in Eukaryota, Fungi, Basidiomycota, Agaricomycetes, Russulales, Peniophoraceae. The record is from the annotation of a GenBank genome assembly.
AUGUCGACCCAGUCAUCCUCUCUCGCGGCAUUAUUGUGCCGUUUCAUUCUAGACGAAACCCGUGCACUCCAGUCCACCUUCCCGGAACCACAACGUCGAGCACUCAGUCAACCAAACGAAAGGCUUAUCACCAAAGCCUUACCUGAGCCGCAACCCAUCGCCGCCAUGCUUUCCAGUCUGGGGGUCAAGCCAAGAGAUGCUGCCCAUAUAUCAUCUCUUUUCAUGCGAGACGCGAUGGCUCUCAAGUCACACAACGAAGCGAUACUCGCUCGAACUAUCGCAGAGGCGUGCGCAAGAUGGCCGGAAGACAGUUGUAUCUUCGUGGACGAAUUUUUCGGGGCUCAUGCUGCACACUUUCAGCGUAUUACCUCUGCUUGGGUUGUCCGCAUCGUCUCCGCUAGCGGUCUACGAAGCAGAACGCCUCAACCUUGUCUACUAAAGAGCCUGGGGCCCGCCGGUGAUCCUGCUGUGCAAGACGUCCUGCCCGAACCGCUUACCGAAGGACGCUCACAAGAUGACCUUCUGUCGGACCUGCUUGUGCCUGUGCCCACUGAGGACUCGGUCGUGGAGUUAUUGGAGGGCAUGUCGCUUGGUCUACCUGAAUCUGUAGUCGGCCCGCUGCCAACGCCUGCCACUGCAGUACGAUACGCACACGCUAGCGCCAUGGGAGCUGCCUCGACGAGCGUGACACUAGCCGCCCUGCGCGUAAUUCCAAACUCCUCUUCGGAGGGAGAUGCCUUCGCCAGAUACACAGGCAGUGCGCCAGCGACCUUGAUCCCUCAGCCUCGAAGGCGCAAGGUGGCUCCCCUUCCCAGACGUAUGGCGAAUACAAGCCCCUUGCCAGCCCCGCCUAUCCUUCCUUCUGCACCCAGGCAUACGGCAUUGACUUCGACGCAAUCCGAAACUGCUUCGACUACCGUGAACGGCAUUAACGCUUCUACCGUCCUACCAAUCCGCCGUCGCAAGAUCGCUCCCCUACCUAUUCGUGUCAUUGCAUCGCAAGACAUAUCUCUCACGCCGUCGCACAUGCCGCGAAGCUCACCAUCGUCUACCACGCCUACCUUUACCUCAAGACGCUCAGUGUCUCGGACACCGUCACUCACAUCGAUCUCGUCGGAUGACGACUCAUCCUUGACCUCUGGUCCGACAACCCCCACCUCGUCGAUCGUUGAAUUACCCAAGCUCACUUCACCUCCUGCGGAGGAUACACACUCAUGCGAGCUGGGAAAUCUUCCACUUGCGAUGCUUAGGAACGCAGGGGACCUUACAUCGCAGGAAAAUUUGAUUUCACUAACGCAUCCCACGCGGUCGGUGGUGGAGGCCCGUGUAACAACGCCUGGGACGUUUGUACAGCCGUACGGUGCUGGACUGACGCAGACCAGUCCGAAACUCUCCACUUCACGCCAGGAGAACUCGACGAAGAGGCGGGUAACUGGCUUGUCCAGAUCAAGGGGUUCGCAAAUUCCUUUGAAAUCUACGCCCAAAAUAUUCGGGUUUGCUACUCCCAGCCCGCCCUCGGCCGCUCCAGAAUCGGCUUUCGGCACAUUCAACAUCCGCACGCCGCCGGCUGGCACAUCGUUCCACUCGCCGUUCACGAAGUAA